Messenger RNA from Equus caballus (horse), 1202 nucleotides. It is a transcript of the gene IQCM, whose product is annotated as IQ motif containing M. The record is from RefSeq and is a predicted model, not a curated record. NCBI's taxonomy places the organism in Eukaryota, Metazoa, Chordata, Mammalia, Perissodactyla, Equidae. Gene Ontology annotation, molecular function: protein binding.
UAUGUGAGAAGUAGGGAACAAUCAAAAGGUUGUCAGGAUCUAGAAAACUAUUUCAAUUAUUCAUUACUUAUGUGAAUUGGUUUUAAAAAUUUAAAACAAGGUAAAGUUGGAUAGUUAAAGAUUAAAAAAAGAGUGAAGGAAGAUUACAGGGAUUAGGUAUCAUCAAGCAACUGAGAUCAUUAUGACUUUGGGGAAGUGAAUUCGUUUCUAGAAGUUUCAUUGGAGCUGAGACAAAAAGCAUUUUUCUGUUGAUGUUUCUGCACUAAUGGAUACAGCAGCAUCCUCAUUUAACAUCUCCAAAGUGCUGGAAUCAGGCUCUUUGGUCACGAGUGACUUGGAGUCCAAUCUUCAAAAAAGGAAGAUCACCUUAACUGCCCAUCAUGGCUGCUGCAGGGGCUCUGCCUGGUAAAGCAGAAUGUCCUAUGUUAGAGAUCACCAAGCAAGAUUUUUUUGAAGAAGCACAAGCUCUCAUUGCACAUCAUAAGAAAAUAAAUGAGAAUAAAGUUCAAGGUACUUCUAUAAAUGUUUUCAGAAAUAAACAUCAAAAACCAAAAUCUGGCAAAUUCAUACCUUUGGAGAUUAAAAAAAAGGAAACAUUUGAUGUGGUCGAAAAACUUCAGAGGGCACACAAAAGUAUUUGUUUUCCCAAAGAUCUUUCCAAAAGUGAACAUUUGGAGGAGCCCCCAUGCCAGCCUUCUCUCAAGGAGCCACGCAUUUUUAAUGUAAAAGAAAAAUACAAGAAACCUGUAGAUCUAAUUGCAAAAGAACAAGUUAAACUGGGUAAAAUAGUGACUAAUAUUGAAUCAGUGAGUAAAAAAAUGGAGAAAGAAAAACAGCAUCAUGGGAAGUCCAGAAUGUUGGACGCAUCCUAUGCCUUCCCCAUGAUCAAACAUGGCAUGCUCUUACGACCCAUGACCUCCUCUUCUGUGGGGCUUCUGGAAGAAAAUGACAAAACCUUCUAUGAUUGGAGAGGAAUUAUGUCAACAAAGUCGUCUCGUUUGCCUGGUGACUCCAGUUUGCCUGUUGUCUCUGGAUCAUCUACAGUGUUUCGGGAUUACUGUUCUAAAUCCCUUUUGAAAAAAGAACAAUCACCUGUCAAGCCAGAACCAAAGCCACAACCCGGGUCAGUCUUUUAUAUGAUAAAAGAAAAGUAUAAAUUAAUGUGCUUGGUUUUGGUUUUAUCAAUGCAAUUACUGACAUAA